Messenger RNA from Talaromyces atroroseus, 879 nucleotides. RefSeq lists its product as hypothetical. Lineage: Eukaryota; Fungi; Ascomycota; Eurotiomycetes; Eurotiales; Trichocomaceae. Gene Ontology annotation, biological process: DNA-templated DNA replication; double-strand break repair via break-induced replication. Bases 1 to 879 code for a protein of 292 amino acids. The record is from RefSeq and is a predicted model, not a curated record. The transcript is spliced from 2 exons. Gene Ontology annotation, cellular component: GINS complex.
AUGUCUUCAAUGGAUAUCGACGACAUCCUCGCCUCCGUCGACCGCGACAACUACGCCUCCUCGCCCGAAUCCACGGCGCUCGACCACCAGCAGUUGACGCGCCUAUGGGUUGCAGAGCGCGGCGUUUCGGAGCUGCUGCCAUGGCCUGGAUCCUUGAUGGAAAGGAUGAUGGAGAGGGUCCGGAAGCAGGUCGAAAAUAUAGAAGAUCUAACAGCCUCUUCAUACGAGAACUCGAUGGACAACGACAGCUAUAAUAAUAAUAACAACAACACGACGACCAGCACGAAUAAUAUAAAUAAUACCAACCCCAAACAAACCCUCAACCUGAAACUAUCAAUCCUCCAAACCGACCUGUCACGAACUCAAUACCUCAUUCGCUCUUAUCUGCGCCAACGCCUGUCUAAAAUCACCAAGUUCGCCAUGCACUACCUAGUGCUUGUAUCAUCGUCGUCGUCGACACAACAAACAAAUAAUAGCAUCGACGCAGGGACCAGAACGGAGGAUACAAUCCCCGAUAUAUCAUCGUUAUCAUCAUCUUCUUCUUUAACGGCUCCUCUAUCCCCCUCAGAAGCCCAGUUUCUCUACUCGCAUCAGUACCUGCUCGCUUCGCAUUACCGCCUUAGCUUCCUCGCCUCCUUUCCGCCGCAGCUGAGACGUUUGGAUGAUAAUGCGGGUGGGACGAGUAUGAUACAGGGUCCCGAUAUGAAAGAGAUUGUCUUUGUGCGCGUGUUGGUGCCUGAAGUUACGCUUGUCGUGCCUGCUGAUGAGACUUAUCCGGAUGAGGCGUUUGGGACGACGAUGAGGAUGGGCGAGGUUUGGGCGGGGAGAUGGGAGGGUAUUAAGAGGGCGUGGGAGAGGGGCGAGGUUGAAGUUUUAUAA